AUGAGUCCAGUUUGGAAAGGUGACUAUUUCAGAGUGGAUCGCCUCAUCCAAGAAUCUGUGCCUCAUUCUCUUUUGUUCCCUGUGCUCAUCCCUAUUUGCACGUCAUAUAACGAUUUUUGUCCAUCCCCCACAUCAUUGACCCCACAAUUACGAAAUGCUUCAGUCAUAGCUUUCAUUACUUCUGUCCCUGGUCCCUCAGCCAGUUCCUCUUCUGCCACGGGCAACUCUACCAAUACCAAUAAUUCUACUGGCUCGCCCAACCCAUCAGUCAGCCAGAUGACGCAUGAUCAAAUAGUUGCCGAGAAUCUUAGACAAGUUGCUGAUAAUGCAAUUCCUCAACAGCGCAGAGACGCAGGAGAACCUAACAUCCCCACAGACGAACUCCUUAUCCCCACUCCUCCACAGCCCACGGGUACAGCUCUGCAACAGUGGAUUGCUGCUUUCACACAACUGUCCCCCAACUCACAAAACCAAGGCUCUGCUAUUCUCACUCCAAAAACGGUAACACAACCUAACAUCACAUCAGUUUUGAAGGUUCUCUUUGAUUCUUCGAAAGAAGCACCCUCAGGAGCCAGUCUAGACUCCACCUACAACUUUGGCAUUCACAGCUUCAUUCAAGAUCUUCUUGUCGCUGGCCAAUACUGUCCCCUUACCCUUUUCACCAAUAUCAACACCGAACACUUACAUCGUUGUAGGACUUGGAGUCCUUGUGGCCUCAUAGAGGUCUAUUUUCCAAUGCAUGUGGAAUGCUAA
Molecule: messenger RNA, 753 nt
Organism: Suillus discolor
Lineage: Eukaryota; Fungi; Basidiomycota; Agaricomycetes; Boletales; Suillaceae
Exons: 2
Coding region: 1-753 (250 amino acids)
Source: RefSeq, a predicted model, not a curated record